This is a messenger RNA of Saxophila tyrrhenica, 708 nucleotides long. RefSeq names its product Ran GTPase binding protein Sbp1 (gene sbp1). The transcript has 3 exons. The record is from RefSeq and is a predicted model, not a curated record. Gene Ontology annotation, biological process: nucleocytoplasmic transport. Bases 1 to 708 code for a protein of 235 amino acids. NCBI's taxonomy places the organism in Eukaryota, Fungi, Ascomycota, Dothideomycetes, Mycosphaerellales, Extremaceae. Gene Ontology annotation, molecular function: GTPase activator activity. Gene Ontology annotation, cellular component: cytoplasm; nuclear pore.
AUGGCGGACGAAGAGAAGAAGCCCACGGAGACCACCUCCACCGAGGAGAAGCCUAAGACCAUGGGCGAAUCUGCCGCAGACACUGCCUCCGCAGUCAAGGACAACGUCUUCAGCAUGUUCGGCGGCGGCUCCAAGCCCGCGGCAAAGACCGAGACCGCCGACGAGGAGAACGACCGCUCCGGCAGCGCCAAGGCGCAGAAGGAGAAAGCGGCUGCUGAAGGUGGUGAUGACGAAGACGAGAAGGCUGAAGAUGAGGAAGCGGAUGUGCACUUCGAGCCGGUCGUGCAUCUGACGAAGGAGGUGGAGACGAAGACGAACGAGGAGCUGGAGGAGAUGAUGUUCAAGAUGCGCGCGAAGCUGUUCAAGUUUGAUCGCGACUCGCGGGAGUGGAAGGAGCGGGGCACGGGCGAUGUGAGGCUGUUGAAGCAUCGGGAGAAUGGGAAGACGAGGUUGGUGAUGAGGCGGGACAAGACGCUGAAGGUCUGCGCGAACCACUACAUUGUGCCGGACAUGAAGCUCUCGCCAAACGUGGGCAGCGACCGCAGCUGGGUGUGGAACGCAGCCGCCGAUGUGUCUGAGGGUGAGCCCGAGGCGCAGACGCUCGCUAUUCGUUUCGCCAACGUCGAGAACGCCAACGCCUUCAAGGAAGCCUUCAUCAAAGCCCAGCAGGAGAACGAGAAGAUCUUCAGCGAAGGCGCCAAGGAGUAG